AGGAUGUCCCGCAAGGUUCGCUGUGAAGAGCAAGAUGAUCUGCAUUAUUUGGAUUCAGAUAUACCUGAACGACGGGAUAACCGAUGCAAAGUCAAGUGGUCCCGGGAAGAGGAUGAGCUGCUGAAUUCACUGGUGACACAGUUUGGACAUGACUGGAAGUUCCUAGCGAGCCAUUUUCCUAACCGCACUGAACAGCAAUGCCAAUACCGCUGGCUAAGGGUGUUAAAUCCUGUCCUUGUUAAAGGUCCUUGGACUAAACAGGAAGAUCAAAAGGUCAUUGAACUGGUGAAAAAAUAUGGCACAAAGCAAUGGACGCUCAUAGCCAAGCACCUGAAAGGCCGGCUGGGAAAGCAGUGUCGGGAACGCUGGCACAACCACUUGAACCCCGAGGUGAAGAAGUCAUCAUGGACAGAGGUGGAAGACCGUAUCAUCUGCGAGGCACACAAGGUUCUGGGGAACCGAUGGGCUGAGAUUGCAAAGUUGCUGCCGGGGAGGACUGACAAUGCUGUGAAGAACCACUGGAAUUCCACGAUUAAAAGGAAGGUGGACAUAGGAGGCUUUCUUAGUGAAACCAAAGAACCAAAGCCCCUCUAUUUGCUGGUGGAAGUGGAAGGCAAAGAAAGCCAAACUGCCCUGGAAGGUGAAAACCAGCAAACCUUUUUAACCAACUGGCCUGUUCAGGCCUUGGACAUCAAAGAGGAGGAAGCCACAGACGAAGAGCCGGUUGGCUUGCAAAUGCUACCUUCGGAGCAACUCGCCGAAAGCCUGGCAGAAGAGCAUAUCCAGGGAGCACCAGGAAGCACGGCACCCGACAGUGCUCUGGAGGAAGGCUCCUCCGCAUACACAUGGGUGGUUGAAGCAGGCAGCUACUUGUGCACCACCGCAGUCCCAGCCAUUACAGAAGCUCUGGACAUGAUCGAAUCUGACCCGGAUGGUUGGUGUGAUCUGUCUCAGUUUGACCUGCCCGAUGACCUGUCUGCAAGUAAUAGCAACAGCCCGGAUAGGCAAACAUCCAUCAAGCCCUACUCCUCCUCGCAGAACGUGACAGAGUACCGUUUGGAUGGCCACACCAUUUCGGAUCUGAGCAAAGGCAGCAAGGGCGAGCUCAUCCCCAUCUCCCCGCGCACGGACAUGAGCUUCGGCACCCCACCUUCCGUACUGAAGCGUCAGAAAAAGAGGAAGAUCAGUCUCUCACCGGUUUCAGAGGGUGGCACCAGCACUAGUCUCUCCUUCCUGGACUACUGUAACAGCAUGACCCCUGUCAAGAGCACCCCUGUCAAGAGCACCCCUGUUAAGACACUGCCGUUCUCCCCUUCCCAGUUCCUGAAUUUUUGGACCAAACAAGACACUCUUGAUCUUGAGAACCCCUCCUUAACUUCCACGCCUGUGUGCAGCCAAAAAGUGAUAGUGACAACCCCACUACACAGAGACAAGACACCGUUGCUCCAGAAAAACUCUGCGUUUGUGACACCUGAUCAGAAAUACACAGCAGACAACACACCUCAUACGCCCACACCUUUCAAGAAUGCGCUAGAGAAGUAUGGACCCAUGAGGCCUUUGCCACAAACACCUAACCUGGAAGAGGAUUUAAAAGAAGUUCUGCGGAGCGAGACGGGUAUUGAGCUCAUCAUAGAAGAUGACGUGAAGCCAGAGAAACAGAAGAGAAAGCAGGGCAUGCACAGGAGUCCCAUGAAGAAGGUCAGGAAAUCCCUUGCCUUAGAUAUUAUGGAUGAAGACUUGAAGCUGACAGUUUCCACCAUGGCCAAACCUGUUUGCUUCAAAAGAACUCAGUCUGUGAACUUCCUUUCGCAGUCCCUAAACGUUUCUUUGUCCAGCAGCAAGCAUGACAACAGCUUGCUCAACAGAGGGUUUGUGCACGUGAAGGCAGAGAAGGUCUCAUCUUCCAGGAGAAUCCAAAGCAAAUACAGGCCGCCUGCUCUGAUGUCCAGUGCUUGGAAAACAGUGGCUUGCGGUGGUUCCAAAGACCAACUGAUCAUGCAAGACAAAGCUCGACAGGUCUUGGGAGUGUUGAAACAGAAUCACACAUCACGAACAUUAAUCUUAUCUUGAAAAAUGUUGUAAACUUUUGUAGCUUCUGAUUUUUAUAUGGAAGUAAGGAGCAGAAGAAGACAAGACAUAAGACUAUUCUCUUCAGUGAGACAAUACUGUUCCCUCUUUGUGCCCCUUGACCUCUGCAAUAGAUGUACUUCAUAAAUUGCUCUAAAUUCUGUGUUCUAAACGGGGUGUAGAAAACGUUUUAUUAUAAUAGAAUAAAUGUCAGGAGCUGGGCAAAAGCCUUCGGCUUUGUUAGAGUGGAGAUGCACCGGUUU
Molecule: messenger RNA, 2330 nt
Organism: Elgaria multicarinata webbii
Lineage: Eukaryota; Metazoa; Chordata; Lepidosauria; Squamata; Anguidae
Gene: MYBL2
Product: MYB proto-oncogene like 2
Exons: 14
Coding region: 4-2070 (688 amino acids)
Biological process (GO): regulation of DNA-templated transcription
Cellular component (GO): nucleus
Molecular function (GO): RNA polymerase II cis-regulatory region sequence-specific DNA binding; DNA-binding transcription factor activity, RNA polymerase II-specific
Source: RefSeq, a predicted model, not a curated record